AUGAACGAUGCCGAGUGCACGGCAGCUGCGGCCCCUUUUCAGGGCUACAUGCCAUUUCGAUUUGUACUGUUGACACAUGUUAUCCUGGGCAUUAUCGGCAUUUCGUUGAGCAUCUACUCCCUCGGCGUCGUCCGGAGAUCGUUUUUCCAUCCGAAUUGCAAGAUCCUUCUCCUCGCCAUCGUCGCCUUAUUUAUUGCGCACGGUGUUGGGUUAUCGGUGCCAUUCAGUUACCAUGUCUACGCCUACUCCACAAUGACCGGCUGUCAGUUGAUGGUCUCCGAGGCUGUCUGCGACAUCAUUCGAGCUCCUGCCAAUUUUGCUGUUUUUGGCUGCUCCUCGUUGCAUUUUGGGUUAUGUCUGGAGCGAAUAAUGGCCCGCUACUAUGCGCGGCGCUACGAGACGAUGAGGCCAAUUUUUGGAUGGGGAUUGUUGGGGGCAUCGUUACUAACCACCGCUCUCAUCUACGCCUAUUGUCUACAUCGAGAAGAUUUCUCCAUGAUGGUCCCCUAUUGCACGCUGGGCAACGCGAAUACGGGCGACCAACUUGAUCGAGUGCUCAAAAUUUUGCCGUCCAUCGAUCUUGCUAGCGUAAUCGUUAUGGUCUACCUGGCAGCGACGACAAAAAAUUCGAAAAAAACCUACGAUCUUGGCGCGAGUUUUUCAAAGUUGGAAGGCAGAAGCGCUAAUAGGUUAUUGUUGCCGUUUACGAUAGUUCACCUAGUCAUCGGACUUGGAUCAGUAUUUCUAAACGGUUAUUUGCCUGGAAUAAUGCCGGCGUCUUGGACAUUCGAAUUGCGGAGGACAGUAUUGGCCGGAAUAAAUUUAAUCUCCGUAUAUGCAAUCGUCGGUUGUUUGACGCUGUUGUAUAUUUUACGAAAUAUUCAGCGGAAGCGGCGACAGAAAAUCUUCAAAAUCCUAACCCCAAUUAACGACACCUCUGUUAUCCACAACACGUACGCGCAGCACUGG
Messenger RNA from Mesorhabditis spiculigera, 969 nucleotides. The record is from the annotation of a GenBank genome assembly. NCBI's taxonomy places the organism in Eukaryota, Metazoa, Nematoda, Chromadorea, Rhabditida, Rhabditidae.